AUGUAUAAGCACUUCUUCUCCCAUGUCGACGUGAAACCCGAGAACAUCAAUAUCCUCAACGGGAACGCACCUGACCUGGAAGUCGAAUGCCAUGACUACGAAGAGAAGAUCCAACGUGCUGGUGGCAUCGAGCUGUUCCUCGGCGGCAUCGGGCCAGAUGGACACAUUGCCUUCAACGAGCCUGGUUCCAGCCUCAAGUCUCGGACCCGCGUGAAGACUCUUGCAUACGAUACCAUUCUGGCCAACUCAAGGUUCUUCGGAAACAACCUCGAUCAGGUGCCGAAGAUGGCAUUGACCGUGGGCGUGCAGACUGUUCUUGAUGCGCGCGAAGUCGUGAUCAUCAUCACAGGCGCACACAAGGCCCUAGCUCUUCAGCGGUGCAUCGAAGGCGGCGUGAACCACAUGUGGACGCUGUCCAGUCUCCAGAUGCACCCGCACCCGAUGAUUGUCGUCGACGAAGACGCCACCCUAGAGCUGCAAGUCAAGACCGUCAAGUACUUCAAGAGCAUCGAGCGCGUAGGCUCCGAACUAGGCAUGCGCCAGAAGCUCCCCAGAAAGCGCGACUCGCUUGUCGACGAGGGGACCCUGCUAGCCCCUGACCAGCCAAACGGUAUCAGAUUGACUGUGCCGCAAGUUGAUCUCUCCCGUUCAGCAAGUCCCGUGCUGGAGCCAAUGAGCGCCCGUCUCUCCGACGACGAGGCAAGCGCUUUGCAAUUGCGUUCCAUGGAAUCGGAUUUGGACGAUGUCGCUGAUCAGCCCUCGGUCCGAAUGAGCGCUCGCGUCGCUAGCUAG
This is a messenger RNA of Alternaria incomplexa, 792 nucleotides long. It is a transcript of the gene GNPDA1, whose product is annotated as Glucosamine-6-phosphate isomerase 1. The record is from RefSeq and is a predicted model, not a curated record. Gene Ontology annotation, molecular function: identical protein binding; glucosamine-6-phosphate deaminase activity. Gene Ontology annotation, cellular component: cytoplasm. The transcript is spliced from 3 exons. Gene Ontology annotation, biological process: N-acetylglucosamine catabolic process; N-acetylneuraminate catabolic process; D-glucosamine catabolic process. NCBI's taxonomy places the organism in Eukaryota, Fungi, Ascomycota, Dothideomycetes, Pleosporales, Pleosporaceae. The coding region runs from base 1 to 792 and encodes 263 amino acids.